Messenger RNA from Emiliania huxleyi CCMP1516, 2306 nucleotides. RefSeq lists its product as hypothetical. Gene Ontology annotation, cellular component: cytoplasm. The coding region runs from base 39 to 2306 and encodes 755 amino acids. The transcript has 5 exons. Gene Ontology annotation, molecular function: mannosyl-glycoprotein endo-beta-N-acetylglucosaminidase activity; protein binding. The record is from RefSeq and is a predicted model, not a curated record. Gene Ontology annotation, biological process: protein deglycosylation. NCBI's taxonomy places the organism in Eukaryota, Haptophyta, Isochrysidales, Noelaerhabdaceae.
CGACGCUUCCCAGGGAAGCACUCACGCGGCCUGCCACCAUGCGGAUUCGAGUCAAGUCCGUCACGGGCGAGGAGGUUGAGGUCUCGGUGGCGGACGACGGAUUGGUGGCCGAGCUCAAGGCCGCGCUGGUGGCAGCACGAGCGGAGUGGCAGCCAUCGUCGCGUCUCCGCAUCGCGUGCAACGGCGCCAUGCUUGACGACGCAUCGCCCCUGGCGGAUGCGGUGAAUACAGGCGGCCGCUUCAUCGUCGUCGUCGGAAGUGCUCCGCCGGUCACGCCGCAAGCACCGCCCGCCGAUGUGCUGCCCGCGGUGCCGCCACCGUCGCUCGACGAGCUCUUCAGCCUCGCAUCGCCGGCGGCGCUGGGCGUGCUGCUCAAGCUUGCGAGCAACGUGCUGGGUGCGCCGGACGAGGCCAAGUUCCGCAGGGUCCGCCGCGGCAACCAGAUGGUCGCUGGCAAGGUGCUCUGCCACGCCAAGGGAGAGGUGUGGCUGGCGGCACUUGGCUUCGAAGCCGCGCCCGCCAGCGCGGGCGGCGUGGAGGCGGCGGACGAGGACAUUCCCCUCGUGACCACCAUCUCUGCGGCGGCGUUGCGCCCGGUGCAUGCGGCACUCACACGGGCGGUCGACGGGGCGCGGCCGUCGCGCGUCUGCGUCGCCAAGGGAUGGGUUGUGCACGGGCUGUGCAUCGAGCUGGGCGACGGCUCCCGCUGCGGCGCCUUCCUCGAGAAUGACGGCAGCCGGAUGGACCUCACCGACGACGCCGGCCUGGCCCGCCGCGGCGGCGCAUGGCACGAGGCGGAGGCGGGCGAGCGGCUCGUGGCGGUGCGCGGGCGGAACUCGGCGAUGGGGUACUUGUGCGGCGAAGUCCACCUGGUCCUGUCGUCGGGGCGGACGCUGCCGAUCGUCGGCGAGAACGCCAGCGUGUUCGGCGCGUCCUUUGAGUAUGCCGUGCCACCGCUCGACGAGCUUGCUGACAUCCUCUUUGCCGACGGAAAGUGCGUCGGGAUCACGCUACGCUCCGAGGCGCUCCAACGGCAGGCGGCCGCCACGCAGUCCGCCAACCCGCAGGGCGCUAAAAGUCCUCCUCCGCCGCCGGCCGAGCUCGAGCGGCCACGCGUCCUCCAUUCCGUCGCGCAGCUCCACUCUUGGGCCGCUGCGCGCGCGACGGAAGCGCCGCGGCCGCGCGCGCCCACCGCGCCGACGACUGCGCUGCCCAAGAGGCCGCGCGCGCUGGCCUGCCACGACUGCCGCGGCGGGUACAACCCUCUCGCCGACGACGAGUACCUGAACUGCUUCCGCGGGUGGGAGGCCGUCGACGUGUUCGUCUACUUUGGCCACCACCGCGUCUCGAUGCCGCCCCGCGUGUGGGCAUGCCACGCGCGCAGUCUGCCGUGCCUCGGCACGCUCAUCGUGGAGGGAGACGCGCCGAGCGAGGCGGCGGGGAUGGGAGCGGUGCACGAGCUGCUCGAGCUGCUCACGGUCUGCCUCAAGCAGCGGGUCGGCGAGCAGGCCCACGCCCUCGUCCUCGUGUACGAUUCCCUCGACCGCACCGGGCGCGUGCGCUACCAGAACAGCCUCGCCCCAGACAACAAGGCCGCCUUCGACGCGUGCGAUGGCCUCUUCACCAACUACUGGUGGGGCGCGAAGCAGCUGGCGCAGUCUGUGGCCCUCGCCGGCGCGCGACGAUCGAUCUGCGCCUGGCCGCGGUUGGGCGAGGUCGCGCCUCCGUGCCCCGCCGCGUCGCGCGCGGUCGCAAACGGAAGCUCGCUCAGCUGCAGCGUGCGCCGCCCGUUCCAGUACGACUGGAGCACCUCACCGGCCGAGGUGGCAAAGGUGAAGUCGUCCGUCUUGACCGUGAGCGACCACGGGCAGAUGCGCAGUUUGCUGAAGCUGCUCACGAGCACCGUGCCGCGCGCCGCGCCGCCGGGCGGGAAGUACGACAGAUUGGUUGACGGGUUGCGCAACGAGACAAACUCGGUCGGGCGCGCGCUGAGGACGUUGUGGCAAAAGAGCUCGAGUGGCGGCUGGGACCGGUCGCCGUGCGCCCAGAGGCGGUACUCGCCGUCCGCGCCCGACGGCUCGUCCGCGCCGCCCUCGAUGCGGAGCUUGACCGCCACGUCGCGUGCGCAUGCCGGAGUGAGCGCGCGCAACGCGAGGCAGAUGCCGCGCCACUCGUGGCACACCUCGCCCACUCGGUCGAGCUCGCCCGCGCUGAUGAGGCACCCGGCGGCCACCGCGCGCGUCGUGCUGCGCGAGAGCAGAGGGAAGAUGUGGAGGAGUACCACGUCUGCCGGAAGCGACAGCUGA